GAGGUCAAAAAUAAGCCGUUGAUAAGAUGGUUACAUCAGUUCAAAUCUCUGUUCAAAUGUAGAAAUUUUAGUUGCCACUAGAUAAAUGACUAUUUUGGAUUCUUCUAAUUCGGAAAAAAACGGGAAAGCAUUUUAAUUUUUCAGCAUCUCUAAAUAUUAUAAAUAUUUAUAAUAUCUUGUCAAUAUUAACCGGUAUAGCGCAAAUAAAUAGAAGUAUUAAAUAUAAAUAGACCAGUUAGUUGCAAAAACAAGUAAUUAUAUUCUGAAGAAGAUGAGUAACUGGAAACGGCCAGAAAAUGUUCUAUUUCCAUCUAUUUGGAGAACUUUUGAAAGAAAGGACUCUGCUGGAAUUACCCGAAAAUAUUGGGUUCAGGAUUUGACGCCUGAAUAUGAAGAUAUUUUUGUAGAUAACUCGAUAAAGGUUUUUUUAAAGGACGAACCUACAUGCAAAUAUUCAAAUUUUGUGGAAGAUCCACAGGCAGUGCAAGAAUUUGCAGAUUUAUGGAGAUAUGCCUUUAGUCACAAAUUAGGUAUUAUUUGCCUAACAGAAGAUGAAAAUGGCAAAAUAGAAUUUGUAGGGGGUAAUAUGACUACCAUAAGUGAAAAAGGUGAUGCAAGCGAUUUAGAGGGCAAAUCUGAAACAUAUAAAAAAGUGUUAUCAGCAAUUAUAUACACAUCGAAAAAGAGGGAUAUAUUCAGUGAAUUAAAUAUUAACGAAUAUCUAACUGCUUUUGGUUUAUAUGUUCUGCCAAAAUUUAGAGGGCAAGGAAUAGGUACAGAAAUUUUGAGAGCCAGACGUGAGUUAUGUUUAGCAGUUGGAAUCAAAACCUCAGCCACCGUAUUUACAUCUAUUAUAUCCCAAAAGAAUGCUAAGCAGGCAGGGUUUAAAGAGUUUGUUGAAAUAGAUUAUGAUGAUCUGGAAAAGAUAAACCCCAUCUGGAAUUUUCCGGGAAUUACUUCCUUUACCAAAUCUAUAAAAAAUAUGUACAUACAAUAUUCCUGAGAUGUUAUUAGCCUUUAAGCAAACCUGUUUAUUUGUGUUCUGAAAUGCUUAUUAAAUGGUUAAAUAAAUAAAACCAUUAAAUUUUUUGUA
This is a messenger RNA of Anoplophora glabripennis (Asian longhorned beetle), 1093 nucleotides long. RefSeq lists its product as uncharacterized. Bases 272 to 1003 code for a protein of 243 amino acids. The record is from RefSeq and is a predicted model, not a curated record. Lineage: Eukaryota; Metazoa; Arthropoda; Insecta; Coleoptera; Cerambycidae. The transcript is spliced from 6 exons. Gene Ontology annotation, molecular function: N-acetyltransferase activity.